This is a messenger RNA of Frieseomelitta varia, 7224 nucleotides long. It is a transcript of the gene AGO1, whose product is annotated as protein argonaute-2. The transcript is spliced from 14 exons. The coding region runs from base 1353 to 4139 and encodes 928 amino acids. Gene Ontology annotation, molecular function: RNA binding; protein binding. The record is from RefSeq and is a predicted model, not a curated record. Lineage: Eukaryota; Metazoa; Arthropoda; Insecta; Hymenoptera; Apidae.
AAUUUCUGUAAAAACUUAAGGCGCUCGUUGCGCGUGAAAUCCAAAGGCGCGUCGAGAUACACCGCGGCCGAAGGUUGCCGUCCAUCGGCAACGGUGUCAUUGAAAAAUAAAGUGCGAGCAUCGCGACAAAAUACUAUUGUUUUGCUUGGUCUCUGCUGGCAUAACAGAGACGAGGAGAGUGUAGAGUGUAUGCGAGUGCAUUCGACAUACUAACACCAGUCGGUAUAUUCGGCAUGUUCGUGUACAAUGGCAACCUUGACACUUGGUGAUCGUUUUUGGCGGCUUCGUCCCGCUUCUACUGAAAUCGUGUUUGGUAGGAUCGCGCGACGCGAGUGAAAGCGACGGUGGCCAUUCUGUAAAAUCUCUCUCUCGAGGAGUUUGGCAGUAUCGGUGUCGGUGAAAUAUUCGUCGCGCUUCAUGCUAAUGGACAUCGUUUCGUUCUCCCCAGUUUCUUUUCCGUGAUUGGAAAUUUCGCCGUGGCUGUAGCACCCGGUGUGAAAUACUAUCGUUCGUUAAAAAAAAAAAGAGGAGAUACAUUAAACAAGCGACAAGCCACACCAAAUAUCUUGCACGUAUAUAUCGGGAAUUGAGGGAAAUAAACAGUUAAGGUUAGACAACCGUGAAAUCAUAAUUAAAUAGAUAUUGUACUACGUUUAAGUGAGACAUGUAUUUUAAGGAAACUCUACUCGUCCCGAAUGGAAUUUAUGCCCAUUAAUUUUCUCUUGUAAUAUUUCUGUAUUGUACGGUUUGACGACCUGAUUCUCUUCUUUUGUUUAAGAAUCAACAGUGAAAACAAACUAUGCUAUAUAACUGUAUCAACAUGUUGUGUAUAUGCGAUCGUGAACUGCACUGUACGUGUAAACAUAUGUGAAGGCUAGAUGAUUCUUACUUUCAAGCGAAUUUAAGAAAGAACGAUUUGUUUAAAUUUUACAAAAGAAGGGAAAACGGAAUUUCAUUGCCGAAUUACGCAGGAAUUAUCCGACACGAUAUUGCGAGACUUUUUCUCCCUUUCCACGCUUUAGAUAGGAAAAUCGGAACAAUACAAACCGAGAUGUGAAUCUUAAAUACAUGUUCGUCGAAAACAAUACAAAAGAAAAAAUAAUAAAUUUCGUGUGACUUCUAUACCUGCAUGUAGAUAAUUAUUGUCACAUAUGACAAAUUGUUAUCAUCACGGAAGAUGCAUCUUACAUAGUGUUACAUACAAAACUAUUACAUAGUUAGUGUAUAGACACGGUCGUGAAGUUUGUAUAAACAAAAGAGAAAAAAAAAACAAUGUUCGUGUGAGUUCUGUAACAGUGUGCGUCUAUUCUGCAUAUCAUAAAUCGAAUACUACUUCUAUAAAAACAGGAAAAAUGGCACAAAUGAAACAACAAUUACCACUUCAAAUGCCAGAUUUAAGUAGUCUUCGCAUAACUACGGCUGUUUCCAUGCUUGGUAAAGCAUAUGGAUGUGGACAAUGUAGUGCUCCCCCACCUGGACCCACAACAAGUUCUUCUGUUGGAGCAGCUGGAGCAACUGGAAGCAGUGUUGUAGCUCCUAGUUCUUUAGGACUUGUUUCCACACAACAAACACACACUCCUCCUCAACCUCCUGAACUGCCAAUGUUUUCAUGUCCUCGGAGACCAAAUAUAGGACGUGAAGGCAGGCCAAUUGUCUUAAGAGCUAAUCACUUCCAAAUAACAAUGCCACGUGGUUAUGUGCACCAUUAUGAUAUUAAUAUUCAACCUGAUAAAUGUCCUCGUAAAGUUAAUAGAGAAAUAAUUGAAACAAUGGUUCAUGCAUAUAGUAAAAUAUUUGGAACUCUUAAGCCUGUAUUCGACGGCAGAAAUAAUUUAUAUACAAGGGACCCCUUGCCUAUUGGUACUGAUAAAAUAGAAUUAGAGGUAACACUGCCUGGUGAGGGUAAAGAUAGAGUUUUCAGAGUGGUAAUAAAAUGGGUGGCUCAAGUUUCAUUGUUUGCUUUAGAAGAAGCUUUAGAAGGACGUACUAGACAAAUUCCAUAUGAUGCUAUACUUGCUUUAGAUGUUGUAAUGAGGCAUUUACCAUCUAUGACAUAUACUCCAGUAGGUAGAUCAUUCUUUAGUACACCAGAUGGAUAUUAUCAUCCAUUAGGUGGUGGCAGAGAAGUUUGGUUUGGCUUUCAUCAAUCUGUUAGGCCAUCUCAAUGGAAAAUGAUGCUAAAUAUUGAUGUUUCUGCAACUGCAUUUUAUAAAGCACAACCUGUCAUAGAAUUUAUGUGUGAAGUAUUAGACAUUCGGGACAUAGGUGAUCAAAAGAGACCUUUAACAGAUUCUCAACGAGUUAAAUUUACCAAAGAAAUUAAAGGACUUAAAAUUGAAAUCACGCACUGUGGGACGAUGAGACGAAAAUACAGAGUGUGUAAUGUUACGCGUAAACCUGCUCAAAUGCAAUCAUUCCCAUUACAACUAGAAAAUGGACAAACGGUCGAGUGCACGGUCGCAAAAUAUUUCUUAGACAAAUAUAAAAUGAAACUGCGUCACCCAUAUCUUCCAUGUCUUCAAGUUGGACAAGAACAUAAACAUACAUAUUUGCCACUUGAGGUCUGUAAUAUUGUCGCUGGACAACGUUGUAUCAAAAAAUUGACUGAUAUGCAGACUUCUACUAUGAUAAAAGCUACAGCUCGCUCUGCUCCAGACCGUGAACGAGAAAUAAAUAACUUAGUUAGAAGAGCUGAUUUUAAUAAUGAUUCAUAUGUUCAAGAGUUUGGUCUAACGAUAUCAAACAAUAUGAUGGAAGUUAGGGGUCGUGUUUUGCCUCCACCCAAGCUACAGUACGGAGGGCGCGUAAGUUCCCUCAGUGGACAGACGAAGCAGCAAGCUAUACCUAAUGGUGGUGUUUGGGAUAUGCGUGGCAAACAGUUUUUCACUGGCGUGGAAAUUAGAGUUUGGGCAAUUGCUUGUUUUGCUCCACAAAGAACUGUACGCGAUGAUGCAAUACGUAAUUUUAUAGCACAAUUACAAAGAAUAAGCAAUGAUGCUGGAAUGCCAAUUAUUGGGCAACCAUGUUUUUGUAAAUAUGCUACUGGGCCAGAUCAAGUAGAGCCCAUGUUUAGAUAUCUUAAAGCAACAUUUUCAUCAUUACAACUUGUUUGUGUUAUAUUACCUGGAAAAACACCUGUAUAUGCUGAAGUUAAAAGAGUAGGAGAUACGUUAUUAGGUAUGGCAACACAGUGUGUACAAGCGAAAAAUGUUAAUAAAACGUCACCUCAGACGUUGUCGAAUUUAUGUUUAAAAAUUAAUGUAAAAUUAGGUGGUAUUAAUAGUAUUUUAGUACCCACUAUUAGACCGAAAGUGUUUGACGAACCUGUUAUAUUCUUUGGAGCUGAUGUAACUCAUCCUCCUGCAGGAGAUAACAAAAAACCUAGCAUAGCAGCAGUAGUUGCUAGUAUGGAUGCUCAUCCAUCUCGGUAUGCAGCUACUGUUAGAGUUCAACAACAUAGACAAGAAAUUAUUCAGGAACUUAGUUCAAUGGUGAGGGAACUUCUUCUUAUGUUCUACAAAAGUACUGGUGGAUAUAAACCACUUAGGAUAAUUCUUUAUCGCGAUGGGGUUUCCGAAGGCCAAUUCCUUCAUGUUCUGCAACACGAAUUAACUGCCAUUCGUGAAGCUUGCAUUAAACUUGAAGCUGAAUACAGACCUGGAAUAACAUUUGUUGUAGUCCAGAAGAGACAUCACACUCGUCUAUUUUGUUCAGAAAAAAGAGAUCAAAGUGGUAAAAGCGGAAAUAUACCAGCCGGCACAACAGUUGAUGUUUGUAUAACACAUCCAACUGAAUUUGAUUUUUAUUUAUGUAGUCACCAAGGCAUACAGGGCACAUCACGACCAUCACAUUAUCAUGUUUUAUGGGAUGAUAAUCGUUUUGAAAGUGAUGAAUUACAAUCUCUAACUUAUCAAUUAUGUCAUACGUAUGUCAGAUGUACGAGAUCUGUUAGUAUACCUGCACCAGCAUAUUAUGCUCAUCUCGUAGCAUUCCGAGCCAGAUAUCAUUUGGUAGAAAAGGAGCAUGAUAGCGGGGAAGGAUCUCAUCAAUCUGGCUGUAGCGAAGACAGAACACCAGGUGCAAUGGCAAGAGCUAUCACAGUUCAUGCAAACACAAAGCGGGUUAUGUACUUUGCAUAAUUCUUCUUUGAAUUUUUCUUAGACACAUAAAUAAAAUAAUAAAAAUGAUACCAUAAAACGAUAAUCAUCAUAUCUUGCACGUGGAUAUUUCUAGACUACUUAAAUGUUGGACAAUCUUCUUGAGUGGUCAAUUUUUUUGCUUACUUUUAUAAUCAAAUAAAUCUGUCUAAUACCUAAAAUACGAAUUUUAUAUUAAGCUUGAUUUUUUUUUAUGUUCUAUUUAAUAUAUUGUCGACUAGGUUUUAGACGGAUUUUUUAACAUGUUAGCAAGUAGUUAUUAAAAAAGGUGCUUUUAGUUAAUCAUGUUUUAGAUUGAUGCAGCUUGAUUGAUGGUCAUUUCGCGGUAAAGACCACACAAAUGAACAAUUUAAAGAAAUCAGCUGCCGUGUAUAUUACGCUUAUUUUUUCUUUCUUUUCUUUUUUUUUUUUUAAGAGGUUAAUUUUCCUCUAGCACUUGUAGGAUAAAAAAAGGUCACGUUAUAAUAUAAAUUCACGAUUGUAUAAAUCGCUUUUGCAAGACUGUUAUCGUGUGUAUAGAUAAUUAUCAUUUGAAUCAGUCACUUUUUUUUUUUAAAGAAAAAAAUGAAGAAAAAUAGAUUAUCAAGUCGUGACGAUAUUGGUAUAUAAAAUAUUGGUAUAUAUGAUCUAUUUUCAUGUUUGAGCAUAUUUGUUAUUGUAGGUAUGAGACUACAAUUCUUUAUAAAUAUAUUUAUUAUAUUUAUCAUAAGCAUCAAAAAAUUUGACCACAUCAAGUACUGAUUUGUCAAUAGGAAAAUAUAACUGAAUAAAAAAUUUGUAAAUGUUAAUUGUGAAGGUCUUCGAGUCAAUGGCCAAAGUAAGUUAAGAAUCUGUAAUAGAAUCCAAAGUUGUGGCAAGUUGAUAAAACAUAGUGUUAUGUAAUAUCUUUAGUGUUGUAAAGAACAUCGUGCCACAUUUGCUAAAUAAUAUCUUUUGUAUGACAAACUUUCAAUGAGAAUAAAUCUAAUGUCAUUUUUGGGAUUGUUUAAGACAUGUAGAACAUUGACCUACACAUAUAGAUCAAAAAUUUUUUCACGUGACUAAGAAAAAUUUCAAAAGAAUCAAUUCGAAGUUGUUCUUCAUAAUAAUAAGUAGAAGGAAAUAUGAUUUGAUCGUUGAAUUAUAAUUACGUAAAAAAAUAGCAUAUUACGUCUAAACAAUUUAAUAUUACAAAUCGAAAAUCCAGAGAUACACGUUUUAUUUUACUUCCUUUAGUUACAUAGAUGUUAUUUUUUGCAUGUGGAACGAGAAUCGCGUAGCUUGAACUGUGGUAGUACUUUAUUCAUAUCAAUUAUGCACUGACAUGUUUUUGAAGGUAAAUGAAUAGCUACGUUUUAUCUGGCAAAUGUGAAAUGGUAAAUAUGAAACAUCUCUUCAGGCAAAACAAGUACUUUUAAGUGAAAUCUAUAUGGCAUUAGAUCCGAGCUAACAAUGAUGCUCUAUCAAUACAGAAAAUAAUUCGAAUAAGAAUAGGAUAGGAAUAAUUCAAUAAAUGCAAAAUAAAUCAGAAAUAUAAUAUGAAAUUAUUAGGAUAAGCUACAUUUUAUUUGUCAUACAAAUUUUAAGGUCCUCAAGUUUUUGUUUUAAGAAAUUCACCAUUCAUGAUUCAUGUGCAAAUGGAAUCUAUGUAAAUGGAACACAAUAAUUGUAUUAAGAGCCUUGCAAGUAACUACUAUGUAGAGGCAAUAGAUAGAAUAAUUGAAGCGUAUAAAUAUGUAUUGAUGCUGUGCUCCACAAAUUGUUUAUUAUAUACUAUUAGAAUCAUUAAUACACUAGCAAACUUUUUAUCUUGAAUUUAUAAUGCACGUAAUUCUUUAAAAUAACAAUUUAAUUUUAUUUAACACAACAGUAUUAAUAACGUUCAAACAUCAUAUCAUUGCAUGAUUGAGCAAACUAAAAAGUUGUGAAACUUGUUGAAAGCUUUUAACAAAUAUCCGAAUGGAGUUCUACAAAUUUUAUUUAAUCUAGGAGCCAAUUCACAAAUAGACAAUAAAUACAGAAAAUUUAGUCUAACGUUUGAUAUUUUAAUAGUGAUCCUAGAACACAAAAGAGAAUCCAAGAGAGAAAUCGUUUCGAAAAAGAAUUAUUAAAUAUUGGAAUCGAAAGAAAAAAAUUAAAUAUUGGAAGUUUGGAUAAUAGUGUAAGUCAUCAUCUGAAAUUUGUAGAACUUUGUGCAUUAAUGAUUCUAAUCUUAGACUUACAAGAGAUACAAUGUUAAUAUUAUCUUGGAAAGUAUGAAAAGGACCUUAAUCUAUCAAUUAUAUUUAUUCUAGUUGUAAAUUUAAGUCUAUAAUGUAGGUUAUCACUUAUACUUAUAAUGUUUAAUAUCUAGUUUUUGACUUUAUAACAGAUUAGAUAACUUGUUAAAUAUGAUUUGAGCAUGGGUAAAAAUUUGAAAGUUUACAACGAUAGUUCAGCGGUUGAAUCAGUUCCAAAUAAUUGAAAACACCAAAUAGUGAAAUCGGUAUGCAAAGUAAAAGAAGAAAUUACAAGUUCUGAUCAAUGAAAAGAUAAAAAAAAAAAAGAAAAAAUUAUUGUUCGCAAGAGUAUGAAGAUACCAAAAUAUGAAACGUGAAAAUCUUAAAUAUUAACGAAUUACGAAUCGAUUUGAAUCGUAAUAAGGCGCCAUAUGGAUCUAUUAGAUUUAAGUCAAUCUAAAUGCUGCGAAAUGUUGCGGCAGGCAAUCGGUGCGCAAGUAAAUACCAAAAUUCAAGCAAAUAUCGAAGAAUUAAAAGAUCAAAAGUAAAAUAUUCAUUAUUCAUGUAGCCCGAAGUAAAAAGCGUUCAUCGUUCUAUUAUUCAUAUUUCGCAUUCAUAAACUAAGCAAUCCUUUGUAACGAGAUUUUUUCUUAUAGGCUUAUGCGGUAGCAUUUGAUAUUUUCCUGCGCCCGAUCAAAAACUAGCCUCCAUUUGUAAAUAUACCUCAGUAACUUAUCCAUACAUCACUAUCCCAUUUAGUAAAUAAUGCUCGGUGGGCAAUAGAUGGAAUGUUUUACGAAAAUUUUUGUAAUUUUUAUUUAAAAAAACAAGAUGAAUUAGUUAUACGUUAGUUUACUGAUCUUUUAAAU